This is a messenger RNA of Chrysemys picta bellii (western painted turtle), 3134 nucleotides long. The record is from RefSeq and is a predicted model, not a curated record. Lineage: Eukaryota; Metazoa; Chordata; Testudines; Emydidae.
UUUUCCCUACAUGCUUGUGCUAUUCUUUUGUUCUCCUUUAGCAAUUUAUCCCCAGCAUGGUCAGCUUGUCUGGAUGACCCAGAAAGCAGAACCCUGAGCGGAGCGAUAGGAGCUGUGUGAGUGGAGCAGAGAGACACUGGACUAGUGCUCUGGUGUAUAGUAUGAAACAGCAAGUGCCAAAUGGCAUGGCUUGGGAGGCAGAGGGCCCCAAAGCCAAAGGGGCGAACCCAGGCAGGAGUGUCACCUGCUGUACAGCACGCAGGGCAGACACAGCUCAGAAUGGCUGUAUUCUGCUCCGAUGGGCACUGGCUGGGGAGAGCGACAGCUAUCAGAAGUGGCAAAGGUUACACUGUCGUGCCAAAUGCUGGAUCAGUUUGGUUUUUAGAAGGUACAAAGCUUUAUUUUCAGCACAGCAGUCACAACGGCACGCUCAUCUGGGCAGCACCCUUCUCUGCUCUCCCCACUUCACAAGAGUGUCCACCCCCCACCAUCCUGCUUCCCCUGCUCACCUGGCUUCACCCUCUCUCCCUGACAGAUCCGAAGAUUUUCCCCAUCACCAACAGGAAGCACCUGAGCAAUGGAGGCACUUUCCUCUCUGAUCUAGUGCUUUGUCUCUGUCACACUGUGUGGUGAGGAGUGAGAGCAUGAAUUAUGGGGCAGGCCCAUGGUGAAAGUAUGCAUGGGCUCCCUGCCCGAGGGUUCUGUGACUCCCUCAGGUAGACUAGCCCAUGUUGGUUGGACAUGUGGCCGGAGUGCCCUCCUCCUCCACUCCUCAGGGCCUGCCUUUUCAUACAUCGUAAGAAGGGCCUGUUAGCUGCUUCCCUGCGCCCCUCCCAGAGAAGGUGCAUAGGGCUUAUGGGGCAGUCAGCUUGCAGGUUUCUAAAAUUCACCCCUCUUUCCUCCUGUUGCAGCAACACAGAUGUUCACACCGUGGCGUCCCUCCUGAAGCUUUAUCUCCGAGAGCUGCCAGAGCCCGUCAUCCCCUUUGCCAAAUAUGAAGACUUCCUGUCAUGUGGACAGCUGCUCUCCAAGGACAAGGGAGAGGGCACCCGAGAGCUGGCUAAACAGGUGAAGACCCUGCCUCAGGCAAACUACAACCUCCUCAAAUACAUAUGCAAAUUCCUCGAUGAAGUUCAGUCUCACUCCAGCGUGAACAAGAUGAGCGUCCAGAACCUCGCCACGGUGUUCGGCCCAAAUAUACUGCGGCCCAAAAUGGAAGAUCCAGUCACCAUUAUGGAAGGCACGUCGCUGGUCCAGCACUUGAUGACAGUGUUAAUAAGUGAACACGGACAGAUCUUUGCCAUUUCGCAGGCCGAUGCGGCCGGGGCUCAGCCCGAAGCCCGCUCCGUGCUGCAGCGCAGCAUGGUGGAGUGGAUCUCCGAGGAAGACGGGGAGGACAGCAGGUCGGAGAAGAGCGUCCCCAGCCCUGCCGACUUGCCUUCUAGCAGUGCCAUGGCGCCGGACGCCGUGCCCAGCUCGCUGGCGAAAAACGCCCCUCAGGAGCACAGCAGCAAAGCCACCCAGCCUGCCACCAGCCCCAGCAAGAGGGUGCAGACGUUACCCACCUGGAAGUACUCCUUCCGGCAACAGGGGGCAAGGUCUGUCAGCCCCAAGCUGGGUAGCUCGUCCUUAGACAUUCCUAAUCUAUCCUCUAGCGGGAACUGGCUGAUGAAUGGACUGUACUCUCUCCGAGGCCACCGCCGGACGUCCUCUGGGGAGCGGGUGAAAGACUCAGGUUCAUCCCAAAGACUCUCCACCUACGACAACGUCCCCUCCUCCAGCCUCUCCCUGAGUGCACACAGCAUCGCCAGCACCGCCUGGUCCACCUCGUCCUGUGAGAUCUCGGUCGUUGAUUCUGUCAGCAGCUGCCCGGCUUGCCGGGCCAGUGACUCCUCUGCUUUAAGCUCCCUCAGAACGGAAUGGGCAACUCAGGGCUCGCUGUCGCAGAGCGAGGUCAAGACUGUGGACCUGGAGAACAGCAUGGAGAGGUUCGAAAUGUGCAUCAGCAGCUGCAGCGAGCAGAGUGACCUGGCGGCUGCUUCCAAAGACUCGGCCAGAUGCUCCAGGGCUCUGCAGAGCCUGGUUUCAGAGCUAAAGACAGGACUGAGCAAACAGAGGACUGAGUAUGAGUCUAGUAUCAAAAGAAUUGAAGAAACAAGCGCUGAACUGAGAAAACGAGUGACAAGAUUAGAAGAGGAGUUGGACCAGGAGCGAAAGAAAUACACUAUGCUGGAGAUCAAACUGAGGAAUUCAGAGCGUGCACGUGAAGAUGCUGAAAAGAGAAACCAGCUCCUGCAGACAGAAAUGGAAGAGUUUUUUUUGACAUUAGGAAAUUUGACUGUUGCAAGCCGGGGAGCUAAAGUGCCGAAGUAAAGGAAGCAGAAGUACACCAUCAACCGUGUUUUUUAAUUCCAGCACAAGUCAUUUUGUUCUGGGUUACUCAUGCAUCAUGAGUAAUUUUGCAGAGAGUCCCUGCUCUUAAGGAUUUUUGCUAUGUUGUUUUGUUUACAUAUGCUCUAGUAUUUGGGCUAUCAGGGAAACUGACCGCUAAAGGCAAUGCUUGAAACUGUAGACCCUAGAUUGCAAAUGGCUGGGCCUCUCUUUCCUAAUGUCAAAGGGACAACUCUGUGACUGCAGUCAUGUCACUGUCUUUGGCUUUACUGUGCCACCCUUUGCUGGUCCAGGGACAACAGUAAUGCUCCCACCACUGCUGCCAUGGCCUAAGCGAGCUGCAGGCAGGCUGGAGCGGAAGGAGCCCGCCAGUUCCUGUGGAGGAGACGAUACUGCUAGCAUGGCAGCAGGUUUAGCUCAUGUGAUGAAUCAAGUUGAACUUGGUGGGUUUUCCAUUCUUCAUGAAAUUUGUUUAAAAAUCUGCUUGGUGAAAGUUCUUAUUCCUGUUCUUUGUAUUAUUUUAUGAAGGUGUUUUGCAAAACUAGCCGACAAGCACUUUGAAGGCAUUUGAAAGUCUGACACUUCAUUAGUCACCCGAUUUCUAAUCCCCCCCCAUCCCUGCCGUGCCCAAACUAUGACUCUAAAUAUUAUUUGCACCAAAUGUGACUUAAUAAAUAUGUGAUUAAUAAAUACCUUGGAGGGGCAACCCCCCCGGAGCUUGAACUAAACACAUCUGGCCACAA